Messenger RNA from Liolophura sinensis, 4109 nucleotides. Its product is annotated as zinc finger protein 678-like. NCBI's taxonomy places the organism in Eukaryota, Metazoa, Mollusca, Polyplacophora, Chitonida, Chitonidae. The coding region runs from base 65 to 2764 and encodes 899 amino acids. The transcript is spliced from 2 exons. The record is from RefSeq and is a predicted model, not a curated record.
CUGACUCUCCACGUACUUGUUCCGAUAAUGAUAAUUGCAGGUGUUCAGUGCUGAGAGCGAUGCAAUGGAAGGUGUCCAGGGAAGUUCAGAUGAAAUCACUGGAGAGGACACAGCAAACACCCUGCGCAUUUUGUCUGUUGAAUCUAUAAAGAGUGAACCUUCAGAGGAGACCAUUGUGUGGGACAAGACAAAUACUCAACACAAGACAAAUACACAACACAUUUUAUGUGCUGAAUCUGUGUGUAUAAAAACAGAACCUUCAGAAGAAUUUACUGUGGUAGCAAAGAAAAAUGAUCUGCACAUUUUGUGUACUGAGUCUAGUAAUACAGAAUCUGCAGAGGGAACCAAUUUGGUGGACACGAUCAACAGUUCACAUCUUCCGUUUGUUGAAUCAGCACAGACUUUACCCUGUAGACUGAACGAUUUUGUCAUGCCGUCUGUUGAACUCCCUGUUGAAUCUGUUCAAGGGAGACUGGUGCAUGUUAAAACAGAAAAUCUUUUUUCUCAUGACCAGCUUGCUAUGUGUAAAUCAGAAGUGUCUGACGAAACACAGUUAUCUGUGUUGGGAGCAAACCAGAUCUCUAGAGAGCUUCACGAAACAGUGAAGACGGAACAGAGUGAAUUCAGUGAAGAGAUCUGUGUCAUCAUCAAGACAGAACCCAUAGAUAUACAUGAAGAAGGUAGGAGUGCAGAUGUCGGUAAUCAGCAGUUCGUAUGUGAAGAUAAUCGCUCAGGUAAAGCAGGUGUUUGCACCUCUCCUUGGAACCAAAGUGAUAGGCAUUCGUCUUUUCCGGAAAUCCUGCCUACUAUAAAUACGGGAAAUACAGGAAAUUCAGGAAUCCUUCCAGGAAUGCCAUUAGGAAACCCAAGAGACUACACCGACAUAUCAAGAGGAAACCAGAAAAACCUCUCUAGCAUAUCACUAGGAAACUUAGGAAACUGCACAGACACGUCCAAAGGAAAUUGGGGAAAUGUCCCUGGUAAGCCAAGAGGAAAUUCAGGAAACCUCCCUGGCAAACCUGGAAAAAUCAUUCAUGCUGCAGACUCAAGCUGGUCAUGUGUAGAAAGUUCAACAGAUCUGGAUCCAUCCAUGGCAGACAACAGCAGUUUCCUAGACUUUGUCACGUCUUCUUUUGUGGAAGUUGAAGAGUCAGUUAUAGGCCAAGAAGAUUUCAAAGAACUUCAGUCGAGCUACAAAUUAAGGGUGAAAUCAAAGGAAAACUCUGUUAGGAGUCAAACAAAACUUCCUGGUAAUGAUACGUGUACUAAACAGGGAUUAAAUGUUUCCGUACAAGGAGGAGUAAUGAGUGACACUUGUAACGCCAUGUACAGGACUGCCAAGUACCAGCCUGUGGUUAGGUUGGAAAGACUGGAGGGUGUACAUGUGAGUGUUAAGUUACUCAACCAUGCAGCUUCUGAAACACCCGGCAAGGGGAAACAGGGGAGUAUGGAUGAACAGGUGAAAAUGAAACUUACAAAGGGCGUGUGUAAAACCAGUUUACAGUUAAAAGGUUUGGAAAUGGACCUCAGAAAGCCUUGCCGUACAACCAGUUCCAAGUCCGGUUUGUCAUCUCCACACAAGAAAAUACCCUUUACCUGCAAAAUCUGUGGGCGAACGGUUACACGACUAUACGGCCUGCUUAUACAUAUGAGGACUCAUACAGGUGAGCGUCCAUAUUCGUGUGACAAAUGUCCAAGGGCAUUCACCUGUCUGUCUAGUUUGAACGUGCACCGAAAGCUGCACACAGGUGAAAAACCUUAUGCCUGUAGCAUUUGCAACAAACGAUAUAUAUAUUCACACCUGUUAAAAGUACACAUGGGAUCUCACACAAGGCCGUAUUCAUGUCAGAUAUGUCAUAAAAGAUUUCCUUCUAUAAGAGUGCUUAGGGCUCACAAAGUAGUGCAUACAGGAGAAAGGAAAAAACCUUUUAAAUGUGAAAUUUGUCAGAAAAACAUGAUUUCUAAAGUUGCCCUUGUGCAGCAUUCACUGAUUCACACAGGUGAGAGACCCCACAGCUGUACCAUUUGUAAGAAAACAUUCACUUUGAGGGUCAAUCUGACGCACCAUUACAAAAUUCACACAGGGGAGAAACCGUACGCCUGCGCCCAUUGCCCUAAACGAUUCAUAUCAUCCUCACAUUUAAAGAGGCAUACAGUAACACACACAAAAGUGAAAGCCUUCAGCUGUGACAUUUGUCAUAAGAGAUUUUCAGGUCGUGACACCGUGAGGUCACAUAUGCAUACGCACUCGGAUGAAAGACCACACACCUGCAAGAUAUGCCAAAAGAGCUUCAAGACCAAAGGUGCGUUAAGAGCUCAUAUGAGAUCCCACACAGACGAAAGACCGCACAAAUGUGGGAUAUGUUGGAAAGGCUUUAAGCAAAAAGGUAAUUUAAAAGCGCACGUGCAGAUACACAGUGGUGACAGGCCAUACAUCUGUAAGGUUUGUCACAAAGGCUAUAAAACAGAGGGCAACUUGCGAGUGCACAUGGUGUCACACAAGGUUGCAAGACCUUUCGUCUGUGAGAUUUGUCAAAAAAGCUUCAAAACGACAUGUUAUUUAAAGGCACACAUGAGAACACAUCAAGAUAAGAGGCCAUAUGCCUGUAGCGCAUGUGGGAAAAAGUUUGUUACGCUUGCCUAUUUGACACAACAUGAACUUCUUCACACAGGUGAAAAACCAUUUGCCUGCAAAGUUUGUGAAAGAAGUUAUGCCACUCCUCAAUAUCUUAGAAGACAUGUCUUGAAAAUGAAACAUGAAUAAGAAUUGUUUUUGUUGAGAAACAUGAAGUAAGACUGGUGGUGUUUGUACUGUGAUCGAUUAUGAUUUAUGUACAGGACUAAGUGGUUUUCCACUCUGCAACAACUUUAUUGAACUGAGCUGGAAUUGGUGUUGACUGAUCAAGGGAUUACACUGUAACAAUUUUUUUAAAACAGAACUCUGCAUGUUUAAUAUGACAAAGGACUGUGUUUAUCAGUUGGAGUCUGGUUAGUCAACAGAACUGUGUGGUUAUUCAAAAGGACUGUGUGGUUAUUCGACAAAACUGUGUGUUUUCUCAGCAGUUCUGUGUGGUUAUUCAAAAGGACUGUGUGUUAAUUCUACAAAACCGUGUGGUUUCUCAACAGAUCUGUGUGGUUUCUCAACAGAUCUGUGUGGUUAUUCAAAAGGACUGUGUGGUUAUUCGACAGAACUGUGUGGUUUCUCAACAGAUCUGUGUGGUUAUUCAAAAGAACUGUGUGGCUAUUCAAAAUGACUGUGGUUUCUCAACAGAUAUAUGUUGUUAUUCAAAAGGAUUGUGUGGUUAUUCAAAAGGACUGUGGUUUCUCAACAGAUCUGUGUGGUUAUUCAAAAGGACUGUGUGGUUUCUCAACAGAUCUGUGUGGUUAUUCCAAAGGACUGUGUGGUUAUUCGACAGAUCUGUGUGGUUAUUCAAAAGGACUGUGUGGUAAUUCUACAGAACUGUGUGGUUUCUCAACAGAUCUGUGUGGUUAUUCAAAAGGACUGUGUGGUUAUUCGACAGAACUGUGUGGUUAUUCAAAAGGACUGUGUGGUUAUUCGACAGAACUGUGGGGUUUCUCAACAGAUCUGUGUGGUUAUUCUAAAGGACUGUGUGGUUUCUCAACAGAUCUGUGUGGUUAUUCGAAAGGACUGGUUAUUCAAAAGGACUGUGUGGUUAUUCAACAGAACUGCUUGAUUAUUCUAGAGAACUGUGUUCUUACUCUACACAAGGGUGUUACUCUACAGGACUGUGAUGUUUCUCUACAAGACUGUGCAGUAAGCUACACUACAGGGCUGUUGUCCUUCUACAGCGUUGUCACUUUUGUAAAGGAAUGCAAGGUUAUGCACAAGACUGGUGAUUGCACAGGGCUGUGUGGGUUUCAGUCAGUAACAGUGAAGACUGUAAAGGUUGUGAAGUUACUGCAUGAGCUUGAGUGGUUGCUACAUUGGGUUGUGCAGUUACUGCAUGGGGCUGUGCGGUUGCUGCAUGGGCCUGUGCGGUUACGACAUGAGGAUGUAUGUAAAUUUUUUACAACCGGAAAUCAAAACUGAGUUUUUUUUUUUUUCUGGUCCAGAUUGAAUUUAGCUAUAUUGUAUACACAAACUAUAA